Messenger RNA from Meriones unguiculatus (Mongolian gerbil), 7509 nucleotides. It is a transcript of the gene Bend4, whose product is annotated as BEN domain containing 4. Lineage: Eukaryota; Metazoa; Chordata; Mammalia; Rodentia; Muridae. The coding region runs from base 126 to 1754 and encodes 542 amino acids. Gene Ontology annotation, molecular function: DNA binding. The record is from RefSeq and is a predicted model, not a curated record. The transcript is spliced from 5 exons.
CGGCGGCGGCGGCCACGGCGCAGACACACGCCUUCCCGCCGGCGCGCGCCGGGGCAGAGCGGGCGGCCGGGCGGCCGAGCCUCCCCCGGAGCCGCGCGCGGGGCGGGCCGGGCCUGAGGCUCGGCAUGGAGCCCGAGAUGCAAGCGGCGGAGGAGGGGCCCAGCGCGCCCCGCAUCUACAAGCAGCGCGGCCCCUACAGCGUCCUCAAGACGUUCCCCAGCCGGCGGCCGGCGCUGGCCAAGCGCUACGACAGACCCACGCUGCUGGAGCUGCCGCCCGCGCGGCCGUCCCCGCUGCCGCCGCCGCCGCCGCCGCCGCCCUUCGCGCCGCUCGCCGCCGUGCCCAUCAGCAGCAGCGAGCCGCCGCCGCCGCCGGCGUUCCCGACGCAGCCUUCCUACCCGGCCGGCUCAGGCCGGGCCCCAGCCGCCGCCGCCGCCUCGUCGUCGUCGCCGUCGUGCACGCCUGCCGCGCCCCCGAGCCACCCGAGGACUCCGGCGCCGCCGCCGCCGCCGCUCACGGCCGCCGCCGCGUCGUCGUCGUCGUCCUUCGCCGCCGUCGUCAGGUACGGCCCGGGCCCGGCGAGCGGCGCGGGCAGCAGCAGCGCGGGUAGCGACGGCGCGGGCCUGGAGCUCAGUGCAGAGAGCCGGAUGAUCUUGGAUGCCUUUGCCCAGCAGUGCAGCCGUGUUCUUAGUCUCUUAAAUUGUGGAGGAAAACUUCUGGACUCCAACCAUUCUCAAUCCAUGAUUUCUUGCGUCAAGCAGGAAGGCUCUAGUUAUAAUGAAAGACAGGACCAGUGUCACAUUGCAAAAGGGGUCCAGAGUCAGACCUCCGACAACAUAGACAUAGAAAUGCAAUAUAUGCAAAGAAAACAACAAACUUCUGCCUUUUUGAGAGUGUUCACUGACUCUCUCCAAAAUUACCUGCUCUCGGGGAGCUUCCCGACACCGAACACCUCGUCAGUCAGUGAGUAUGGCCACCUGGCUGAUGUGGACCCUCUGUCAACCUCCCCAGUGCACACAUUAGGUGGCUGGACCUCUCCAGCAACAUCCGAGUCCCAUGGUCACCCAUCGUCGUCCACACUGCCAGAGGAGGAAGAGGAGGAGGAAGAGGAAGGCUACUGUCCUCGUUGCCAGGAGCUGGAGCAGGAGGUUAUCUCACUGCAACAAGAAAAUGAAGAGCUCAGAAGGAAAUUAGAGAGCAUCCCAGUGCCCUGCCAGACCGUCCUAGAUUACCUAAAGACAGUGCUGCUGCACCACAACCAGCUCCUGCCACAGCCCACCGACCAGCCCACCGAGGGAAGCAAGCAGCUGUUGAACAACUAUCCUGUCUACAUAACGAGCAAACAGUGGGAUGAGGCUGUAAAUUCUUCCAAGAAAGAUGGGAGACGGCUCCUUCGAUACCUCAUCAGAUUUGUUUUCACAACCGAUGAGCUUAAGUACUCAUGCGGCCUUGGGAAAAGGAAAAGGUCAGUGCAGUCAGGAGAGACAGGUCCUGAAAGACGCCCUCUGGAUCCAGUUAAAGUCACGUGCCUCCGAGAAUUCAUUAGGAUGCACUGUACCUCGAACCCUGAUUGGUGGAUGCCCUCGGAGGAGCAGAUCAACAAGGUGUUCAGUGAUGCUGUGGGUCAUGCCCGUCAGGGCCGGGCAGUGGGGACCUUCCUGCACAACGGUGGCUCGUUCUACGAAGGCAUGGAUCACCAGGCUUCCCAAGACGAGGUCUUCAACAAGAGUUCACAGGAUGGAGCUGGGGACUAGCAGACAGGCUGUUCCCACCCUGGCAGUGGUGUUUUUGUUUUCUGUUUUGUUUAAGAGCUCCAAUUGUGAAUGUCCAUUUCCUUGUCACCUUAGAGUUCGAAGCAUGUUAUUCUGUCAAUACUUUACACAUUCUCAAAUUUAAAACUCUUGACCCACUGCCACAGUCCCCAAAUAGAAAUCCACUUUAGGGUUUUUGGGGGGAAGUCUUUGGCACCUGCAGUAGACUUUGGGUGUAUGGUAUCACAGGGGAAAAGGCACAGUUGGCAUGAGGUCAUUACUAACUAGACACUGAGGGUGUCUCCUGUCCCAGAUCUUCGGGUAAGCCUGGCCUCCUGAGCAGAGCUGGUCUCCAGGGAAGGUUCAGUUAGUGUCCUGCACGUAGGAGAAGGAAAGACACACAGCUGUUUCGAGGUACAAAGCAACAAGCAUUUUCUUAUUCGAUUCAAGUAAGUUGUCUUUCGAUUUUCCAAAGGCUUGCAUUCAGGGUUCUCAGCAGUGACACAGUAUAGACGACACUGGAAGCUUCUGUAUAUUAUAAGCUUAUUGAUGCAAAGCCAGGAACAGAGGCCAUGUGUGUAGAGUGGCUAAGUGGAAGCCAGCUGCUUCUCUGUUAUCUUACAGUCAGAAUUCACUGUGUCGAUCAGAAAGGCAGACUCAUCUUUGUGGUUUACAAGCAGGAGAUUCUCGCUAUAUCUUUAGGAAACGUCCAAAGAUUCAAAGCCAUUUUCAAAUUCCUCAUUUCAUAAGUUCCUAGAUGUGCAGCUUCCAUAUCCUUAACUCAUACUCUGCCAACACAUUGGUGGUGGUUUCAGUGAGGAUUCCCCCUAGCUAGCUGUUGAGUAAGAUCAAGCACGGUUGAUGACUGACAGCAUCUGUUGUUGAUCAGGGGCCUAGCAUUGUAGACACACAGCCUCUAGGCCAUUCUGACAACUAUGCAAUUGCUUGUUGGUGAUUUCCCUGAAACUUGACCUUUCUGGGCUGAGUGGAGGUCUAGAAAGUAUAACACUUCUGUCUCCCAUUGUCAUGGGGAAAAACACCUCAUCCAGCUGUGCCUCCUUUCCCCACAGCCACUCUCAGUCUAAGCUCUGAGUUACUGUCCUGCUUCCCUGGUUAAUUUGUGGAAUCCAUAUGUGAGGUUAGUGGUGCCCUGGGAACCAUUUAUUUCCUAGCAAAGGCUACAGAGCUGCAAUAGUCAUUGCUGUUGAGGGUUCAACUUUGGACAUGAGAGACUGGCGUUAUUAAACACUCAAGAUGACUGUUCUUGUGGAACCAAGAGCUGAGUAGGCAGUGUUUAUUUAGGGUUAUGAGUGUCAUCUUCGAACAUAGUGAAGAGCUUUGGACAUGGGAUAGAAAUUCAGACUGAGUAUCCACAUAGAAAAGGACUUUUGCGGAGGGCAGUUUUGUUAGAAUAUAUCACACAUCCUUCAGUAUUUACCAUCAGACUUUGGACAAAUCAGAUGACCAGUUUAGAAGGAAAGGAAAUGAGUAAAUGAGGUGUCCUUUACAUGGCCGAUGCCAGUGUCUUUGGCUAUCCAAGAGAAAGCAUUUUAACAUGAUCAAAGGUCUGGAAGUCUAUCCUAGGAAUUCUCUAAAUUCCUUGGGUAGAGCAGGCCAUCUUUUCAUCUGCAUUUCCAUCAUCUGUGGGUAUGUUGUCACGGCUGAUGUUUAGCAGCUGCUUUUAAGGAAUGUGGACCUGCAGGCUGCACCGCUUUGCUGUAGGCUUGGGGGUGCAGCACACACCUUCUGUGCACCAUCUUGGAUCUUCUGUGGUGCAGGUCUUUGCAAUGGAUAACAUGCAUUUGGGGCACGAACUCUCCAGUCCUUUGGCUUCCCACAGCUAUGGCGUGGGGGCAGGAACCUCCAGGCUGCUAUUUCUACCCUUUGAAAGGGAGCCUGUGUCAGGCUAGCCACUGCCUCUGCUCCUAAGCCACCUGCUCCUUGCCUCUCCAGAUGAGGGUCCGCUCUGUCAGCAGUUUCCCAUGAGUGACCAUUUCUGAAACAGUGGAAGUGAUACUGGCCGUUGAGCACAUGAGGAAACUAAGGCCCAGGGAGCUGCCUUCCUCAUUAUCCACAGCCAGUAGUCCUCAGCCCUGCCCAGUGUCCAUUUUUCCUGCCUCUGUUUAUGUGAUUGCCAUUUUCCUUAGCUUGGUUGUCUGCCUGGUAGCAGCAGUCAACAAUUUGUCUAAGUCCUCUGCUGGCUCUUUCCCUUAGCGGGUAUCUACUUAAAGCUGGAGUGCUACUUAGGUCAUGGAGGUUUGCUGUGUGGUCAGCUGAGUAUUAAAUUGGCCUACAAAUGGUGCCGCCUCUGGCAAGGACUCAAUUCACCAUUAAAAUGGCUGCCCUGAUUUUUCCACAUGACUUUGAUUUCAUGUUUGGAAGUCUCAGGAUGUUGGCUAUCUAUGUAGCCACCGUGUUGGUUUGAUUUUUUUUUUUCAUAGCAUUCUGACAGUCAGACACAUUGCUCUCACAAUGCAAAACUUAGUCCUCUGCCAACUUUUAGAAUUACCCUGAGUCAUUUUGUGUUGGUUCAAAGUAGACUUGAGUUAAAACAACUCAAGAGUGCAGCUGUGCCGUCCCAUUGGUGAGAACACUAAAUGUGGCAUUUUGUCAGUGAUUAGGUGGGUCCGGUGUCCCAGCUAUCAGAGGCUCCAUAAUCAACAGUGACAUUGCCAUGGCAUGUCCUUUAUUUUCCAAACUCAAAUGGCUGUUUCUCACAGUGAUCUGACUCCCCAAGCACAAAUCUUGCCAAGAGGAAGAUGACCUUGGAAUAACCUGUAAGGGCACUGGGACCAGAAACCUGUGGAAAGGAGCAGAGUUCUACAUUUGAUUUGGUCACAUUUCUCACCAGCCCAUCUGUGGGUAUUCAGCCUCUCGUGGUAUCAAGAACCCUGAAGCAUGUCAGUUUGUAGCUGUUUCUACCAGGCUUUAACCCUGUUCCUCAUCCAUCACAGCAUUUAGGGACCUGUCACCAUGUGUUUCAUAAGGCUUCCCGAGGAAGGGAGCAGAGAACAGAGGGGUGCAAGAGUGCUGUCAUCUCUUGUUCAGGUAUUGAGGGAUCCGUUUCACAACUCAUGGCUGUAGUCAGUCGGUGGUUCGUGUCGAUAGUCCUUUACCCUUCAUCAGGAUGGUAAGGAGACACAUCAUUACAGUCUUACUUGAUGCAGGUACUCUAUGUGGCAUCAGGUCACAGCCACUGGUGGCAAUAGGAUUGUUGGUUGUUUUUUCCAUUCAGUCCUAUAAUGAUUCUUGAAAUAGCAGAUGUUUACACAAAAAUCUAAACAAUAACUUGACUUCGGGAAUCUGCAGGUGUGUGAUUGCUACAUAUCGCCGCCAUUUUGUGACUUGUGCCUCUUUCUGCAAUUCUUGAGAAAGUGGAUGGAGCACCAUGGGAAGAUGUGAACUCUGUCCAGAACUCAAACACACAUCGUCCUUGUUUGAGGUCUGUGUUUUUCGGUACAAGGGAUCAGACAUUCAAUAUGUGCUCUAGACUAAUUCUAACGCCCACUGACUACCUCCUUAGUUUACAUAUAGACCAGUUAUCUCUUUUGGUUUAAAGGUAACUUUAUUAUUAUUAUUAUUAUUUUGGUGAGUUUUAGAAAAGAUUUUAAAUGUAUGAUUUCCUCAGUCAAUGCUGAAUCAUCUCACAGUGCAGGUCUGUGUUAAUUUGUGACAGCUUUCACAUAUGGAUCUGUAGAAACGUAAUAGAAAACGGUUUUGCACAUACGGUGUGAGUCUUGCUGGUGUGUGUUUAAUGUGGCGGCGACACUUGCCAAAGCUGCUUGGCAAACACGUCAAAAGGGAUGCUUGAGUCACAACUCUAAUGCAAAUGUGUCGAAACAGCAGUGUGUGUCAUUAUGAGGUAUUUUUGUAAACACAGUGAUGGCUUCUUUCAGUCAUGUAAGUGCUGGAUAAAAAUAACCACUUGAAACACUGGAGGAAAAUGUCACACAGCUGAUCGAAAGCUACUUGCAUUAUCAGCCAGGGGCAUUAGUGUGUGUGUGUGUGUGUGUGUGUGUGUGUGUUUAGAGUAAAGGAGAGAGUUGACAUCAGCAAUGUGGAGGGCAAAAAUAAUACCCCCAUCACCACUUACCUUUUAACAGUACAGUUUAAAACUUCAGCUGUUACAUUCACACACUAGAGGCCACUUGCACUCCCCGUAGUAUGUUGAUUUUGGGAAAUACUGGGAGAACUGGAAUUCUCACACCUAAUCACUGGCUUUGUCGGUCCAACUGUUGAAGGCAGUGAGUUACCAAAAACUUCUCUUCUAAGCUUCCAUAGCUGCCUGUAAGGCCUGGGCUCUCAUUGAAUCACAGUUCCCCAACAAUGAAAGUACAUCUGCUAGCAAGACCCAUUCAAAAACCUGGGUCACUCCGAACGGUGGCACCAGUACAAGUGGCCAGAUGUGCCUCAGCAUGUUGCAGAAUGGUUUGGUCCAGGUGGACAUCACUCCCACAGCAAUAGUUAACUUUGGCUACCUUAGUGUGGCCCUUGAUUCCUGUGUGCCCGUUGCUUUGAUAAGCACUUUAACACAGCCUUUUUCUCACAGCUGCCCUAAGGGCUGCUGCCUCCAGGGUGCUCCCCUGAGCUCACUUCAGCUCAGUAAGCAGGAUGGCCACUUCUGUUCGCCCCGUCAAGCAUGGUUCUCAAAGUCUGCCAACACUUAGGAGUGGACCUUUUUGUUUCCAUUUUUGUUUUUGUGGUGUUAUCAAGGGCAAGUUGGCAUUUAUGUCAUUAAUCUGCUCUGGAAAUACGCAGGUGCUUAAAUAACAAGCCUGUGAAGCCCAGGCCUCCAGGAGUUCUCAAAAAGCUGGCAGGAGGCUUGGCCUGUGUGACACUGUAAAGGAGACCAGAAACUAUUUAAAGGAAGUCUAGUUCUCCCCAACUGGUGUUCUAGGUUCCCUGUACAAAGAUGCAGGUAGGUAAAAGAAAACGGUAUUUUGUGACUAGAUCAUCUGGUGACAGCACUGGGUAUUGGCCAGUGUUCCUAUCUCUGUGUUUUGCAGCCUCCUGGUGACACUUCCAGUUUGGUGGAACAGGAGGUUUUCAUUGACAAUGUCACUGUGAGACCUGUAGAGGAGACUGUGUAAAGAGUAUAGUGACCUGUUGUUUUUUGCCCCUGUAGUUUAAGCUUUAUCAUCUUUCGAGAGCAUGUCAAGGCCACGAGGGCCCUAGUUCGUGCCUCGGGAGCAAGGCCUGCCAGAGGCAGACAGGGAACUCAGUCACUGUCCGGCCUGACCCUGCCCGGGCUAGGCCUCGCCUUCCUCUGCAGACUGGCGUGUAGCAGCUGCCACUGGGGCCAGUUGCCUUUACUCCAUUUUCUAUGAUGAACACUUGUGGAGAAACUGUGACAAAUCCAUUGAUCCUAAUAUUUUUAUUGUUGGAGUCUGUGGCUUCCCUGAAUAAUUUCUAUUUCAUUGUACUGUGUAGAAGUCAUACACACUAGGGAUAUGUUAAUAAAGCUAAAAUGCAUAGUAUAAUAUAGACUAGCAAAAAUUUUUUGUGAACAAUUUAUAUAGAAGAGUAAGUUGUUUUUUAAGUGUUAGGCCAUUUCUUUUAGGAACCUAAAAUGUUAUAAGAGUUUUUUAAGCAUUCAAUAUUUUUAAUUAUAAGAGACAUUUGUUACUAGAGCUGAUUAUUUCGGGUGUUCUAAUUGGAAUAUUGAUUUUCUUACCUCAUAUACCUCUAGAAUGCCACAUGUUCUGUUGGGGGUAAAAUUGCACAAUAAAUGUCAACUUAUCUGUUAGAUGUUUAACUU